This is a messenger RNA of Stomoxys calcitrans (stable fly), 1493 nucleotides long. RefSeq names its product thiamine transporter 1. NCBI's taxonomy places the organism in Eukaryota, Metazoa, Arthropoda, Insecta, Diptera, Muscidae. The record is from RefSeq and is a predicted model, not a curated record. Bases 130 to 1491 code for a protein of 453 amino acids. Gene Ontology annotation, molecular function: vitamin transmembrane transporter activity. The transcript has 2 exons. Gene Ontology annotation, biological process: transmembrane transport; vitamin transport. Gene Ontology annotation, cellular component: plasma membrane.
UUCAGCAGAGAAACAGCUUAUUCACAAGUGGAACGGGUUUACUGCGAGAAAGACCGUAAUCGGAAGUGAGCAAAGCAAAAAAAAAAAAUUGAAAUUUAAGCAUAGGUAAAAACUAAUAAAACAAAAACUAUGCAACAAACAUGGUUACGUAUAUCCUUAUUGUUGUGCACAUUUGGCUUCUUUCGCGAAAUGCGUCCAUCCGAACCGUUCGUGGUAGAAUAUUUAACGGGUCCAUAUCGUAAUCUAACCAAUGACGAAUUAUCUCGUGUAGUUUAUCCCGUCGGAACCUACUCAUAUCUUAUUCAAUUGGUUAUAGUAUUUUUGAUCACCGACAUUUUAAGAUACAAGUUUAUUAUUGUUGUGUCUGCUCUAUCGGGUAUUAUUUUAUUCGCUAUUCUAUUGUGGACAUAUACACUAUGGGAGUUGUUGAUAGGUCAAGUGUUUUACGGUACCUUUAUGGCUAGUGAAGUGGCUUAUUACACUUAUAUUUAUGCCAAGGUUGAUAAAUCACAUUAUCAGAUAGUUUCGGGCCAUACCCGUUCAGCGAUUCUUUGUGGAAAGUUUUUGGGUGGCGUUCUGGCUCAAGUGCUCGUAUCGACGGAUAUUCUCAAUUAUCGUCAUUUGCACGACAUGUCAUUUGGAUCGCAAAUCGUAUCGUUGGUAAUAGCUUUGGCACUGCCAAAGGUAAACGAAAGCAUUUAUUUCUACAAAUCCAAUGAAGCUAAAGAGGACCAUGCUGCAAGCGGAACCGAUCCACAAGCCUUGGAGAUCGGAAAUAUUGAAGAUAAUAAAGCGAAAGAUACUAAUGCUAGUGAUAAAAAACCAAAAUUUUCCUGGAGAAAUGCUUUUCGUCUAAUAAUGCAACAUAUUGUGAGCGCCUACACAAAUCCUACAGUAGUCAAAUGGAGUAUAUGGUGGUCAUUAGCAACUUGUGGCCAGUUACAAGUCAUUUCAUAUGUUCAAAUAUUGUGGAAAGAUAUUGAUGGAAAUAACGAAAGUUCUUACAAUGGUGCUGUGGAAGCAACAGUAACUCUAUUAGGUGCCGCUGCAGCCAUGACAGCAGGACUAAUGGAAGGCGUACGCCGACAACAUUGGCACAUAUGGAUCCUAACUAUAUGCUCAAUUUUAAUGGGAGCCUUUAUGAUAAUAUCAGCCGUAACGAAUCUCUUAUGGGUGGCCUAUGCUAUGUAUGUCCUAUUUGGUAUUCUCUACUUCUUUGUCAUUACCAUAGCGAGUGCUACAGUAGCCCACAACUUAACCGAUGAUAGCUUUGGUCUAAUAUUUGGUAUUAACACACUGAUAGCAUUAGUUUUGCAAACCAUAUUGACGCUCAUUGUCGUAACGGAUGCUGGUUAUGCUUUAUUGCCCAGAGACCAAUAUAAAGUAUAUGGAGGAUAUUUUCUGGUGCUGGCAGUUAUUUUUGUUGCAGUCUAUAUUCAAGAACAUUUAAGUAAAUAUUGUACAAAAUCCAAAGUAAAAUCUUUAGAAUAGUA